Molecule: messenger RNA, 2748 nt
Organism: Choloepus didactylus (southern two-toed sloth)
Lineage: Eukaryota; Metazoa; Chordata; Mammalia; Pilosa; Megalonychidae
Gene: CCNI
Product: cyclin I
Exons: 7
Coding region: 469-1602 (377 amino acids)
Biological process (GO): regulation of cyclin-dependent protein serine/threonine kinase activity; mitotic cell cycle phase transition
Cellular component (GO): cytoplasm; nucleus; cyclin-dependent protein kinase holoenzyme complex
Molecular function (GO): cyclin-dependent protein serine/threonine kinase regulator activity
Source: RefSeq, a predicted model, not a curated record
CCUUUUCACCAUUUCCUCUCGGAGGCUCUUUCUCCGGGCAGGGGCAGAGCCAGUUUCCCCUCCCGCCUCUCCCCGGCCCCCGCCGCCCUAUGGCGAGAGGGAGCCCCCUUCCCACCCGGGCACAAGCGGCGGCGCUUGGAGGAGUGGGACCGGCGGUGGCGGCCUCAGGUCUAGGAUCAUCAUGGAACUAAUUCGCUGAUCGACCCACCGGCCCCAGCCGUUCGUUCUGCUUGAGCCCCAGGGCCCGCGUCCCCCCUCCCGGUUCCCCCUCUUCUUCCUCCUCAGUUGGCCGGGUCCUCGUCCCGCGCGCCCCGCCGCCGCGCGCUGAGGAAAAUGAAGUGGUAACGGGCCCGCGGAUGACCUCGCGUCACCACUGUGAGGCCUACAGCUCUGCCGGGGAGGAGGAGGAGGAAGAGGAGGAGAAGAUAGCUGUAUUAAGCUGGGUGGCAGGCAGUUUCAAAGGAUAUCAUGAAGUUUCCAGGAUCUUUGGAAAACCAGAGAUUGUCUUUCCUGUUGGAAAAGGCAAUCUCUAGGGAAGCCCAGAUGUGGAAGGUGAAUGUGCCCAAAACGCCUACAAAUCAGAAUGUUUCCCCAUCCCAGAGAGAUGAAGUGAUUCAGUGGUUGGCCAAACUCAAGUACCAAUUCAACCUUUACCCAGAAACGUUUGCCCUGGCUAGCAGUCUUUUGGACAGGUUUUUAGCUACUGUAAAGGCUCACCCAAAAUACUUGAGUUGUAUUGCAAUCAGCUGUUUUUUCCUAGCUGCCAAGACUGUUGAGGAGGAUGAGAGAAUUCCAGUACUGAAGGUAUUGGCAAGAGACAGUUUCUGUGGAUGUUCUUCCUCUGAAAUUCUGAGAAUGGAGAGAAUUAUUCUGGAUAAGCUGAAUUGGGAUCUUCACACAGCUACACCAUUGGAUUUUCUUCACAUUUUCCAUGCCAUUGCAGUGUCAACUAGGCCUCAGUUACUCUUCAGUUUGCCCAAACUGAGCCCAUCCCAACAUUUGGCGGCCCUUACCAAGCAACUACUUAAGUGUAUGGCCUGCAAUCAACUUUUGCAGUUCAAAGGAUCUAUGCUUGCUCUGGCCAUGGUUAGUUUGGAAAUGGAGAAACUUAUUCCUGAUUGGCUCUCUCUUACAAUUGAAUUGCUUCAGAAAGCACAGAUGGAUAGCUCCCAGUUGAUCCACUGUCGGGAGUUUGUGGCACAUCACCUUUCUACUCUGCAGUCUUCUCUGCCUCUAAAUUCCGUUUAUGUCUACCAUCCCCUCAAGCACACCCUGGUGACCUGUGACAAAGGAGUGUUCAGAUUACAUCCCUCCUCUGUCCCAGGCCCAGACUUCUCCAAGGACAACAGCAAACCAGAAGUGCCAGUCAGAAGUACAGCAGCCUUCUGCCAUCAUCUCCCAGCUGCCAGUGGGUGCAAACAUACCUCUGCUAAACGCAAAGUAGAGGAAAUGGAAGUGGAUGAUUUCUAUGAUGGAAUCAAGCGGCUCUAUAAUGAAGAUAGUGCUUCAGAAAACGUGGGUUCUGUGUGUGGCACUGAUUUAUCAAGGCAAGAGGGACAUGGUUCCCCUUGCCCACCUCUGCAACCUGUUUCUGUCAUGUAGUUUCAACAAGUGUUACCUUCAAGUGCAAACUAAGGUAGUCUACUCUGGGAAUGGGACCAUGUAAAACCAGUAAAGAGGCUAUAAAAGGAUAUAAACCUUAACAGGCUAAAUUGAAGUGAGCCAGAAAAAAAAACUUGUUUACUUGUGCGGCUAAUUAUAAUUCAACAUUAUUUAAGCACUUAAAAGACCAAAAAAAGUAUAAAAUUUUCAAAAGACCCAAAAACUAAAAAAAAAAAAAAGAAAAAAAGGCAAAAAAUUUAUUUGUAGUGUUUGUCAGUUACAGUUUUCUCCACUAAAAUGUUACUUACCCCCAUAAAUUCACAUUUAAUGUUAAGAAAAGUUCCAAAAUUUAUAGCUAGCAAACUUGUCCCCAGCAUCCUGAUUUAAUUUUCCUCUCGCUUUUGCUUGUUCCUUCAUUGAAUACUUAAUGAAUUUUAUGCAUGUUGAUCUAUACCCUGAACUCCACUGAAUAGGAGACCCCCAAAAUGAUUUUUUAGCAAUUUAGUGAACAGAUUAUUUCAGCGUGACAGCUAUGUUUAAUCCAUUAUUCAAAUUCAAAUUGGUCUGAAAAGGGUACUUUGAAAUUGCCCCAUAUGAAUCAGAGGUGGUAAAAUAGAAAAAGGACCCAUGUUACAUUGAUUUUUCAUGUUUGUCUCAUAUUGAUCUCUAGAGUUUAGAGACAAAAUUACUGUUGUCAUUUUUGUUUAUUUUAAGGUGAAACUUAGUGGCAUGUAAUUAGGAAUCUCUUAGAUUUGUUGAAAGCAUUUUUGACAUUUGUAUAAAAGAAUUUGUGAUAAAGUUAAUAUAUAUCCAGGUGCUCACCAAAGAAACAUGUAACAACUAAAAUUAAAUUUUGUAACAUAAGAAUUUUCACUCAUUUAUAAUCAGUAGGAGACUGUCUAGAUGUUGGGGCAGUACUAUGAUUUGAGUCUGUAACAUGUAAUAACUGAAUUCAGUACCCAAGUUUUAUGUUAAGCUAAGCUAUUAGGAUAUUCUUGAUAAAAGCCUCUCGCCCCCCACCCCCACCCCCAAAUUUCUCUUGAUGACUUCUGAAUCCUGAGCUCCCUGUGCAAUCCAAAGGUAUUGCAGUCAGAACCAUGUACUGAUGAUAAAAGCCUCUGGUAAGCAAUAAAAAGUUGUCCUUAA